This is a messenger RNA of Branchiostoma floridae (Florida lancelet), 2927 nucleotides long. RefSeq names its product ATP-binding cassette sub-family B member 10, mitochondrial-like. The record is from RefSeq and is a predicted model, not a curated record. NCBI's taxonomy places the organism in Eukaryota, Metazoa, Chordata, Leptocardii, Amphioxiformes, Branchiostomatidae. Gene Ontology annotation, cellular component: membrane. Bases 167 to 2395 code for a protein of 742 amino acids. The transcript has 13 exons. Gene Ontology annotation, biological process: transmembrane transport. Gene Ontology annotation, molecular function: ABC-type oligopeptide transporter activity; ATP hydrolysis activity; ATP binding.
CCAUUACGCAACUUUCGAUCCCAUAAGACAUUUCGGAACCAAGAUGGCAGCGUCCUAGAAAAACACACCUGACAAGAAUGCAGAUUUUUCUCAAAGUCCUUUCAAACGUUAUCCGUUCCAACAAGGAAGUCAUCAGCUUGGUACAGACACGGGCAAGAUUACGAAGAUGAUCAGGAUCGUGAGUCUCGCCUGCCGGGUGGGAACCAGUGCCACAGCUGCCUGUGGUAACAGCGGUUCUCCUGUGUUUACAUAUCCCGCCAAACAAGUUCUCAUCUCCAGACCUGGAUCUUCACUCGGACACAGGUGCUGGUCUAGUCUUCAAACCGGCCUAGGUAUCAAGAAAUCUUCCGUUAACAUCGCGAGGAGUUACAGGCUGCCCAGUGGAACAACCGCGAGGACAUCCCAGACGAAGUCAUUUUGUGGGUGUGGCGGACAACACGUGCCAUUUUCCCACCAGGCUGGGAAGUCUGGAGGCGUGAGUGGUUUAUUUGCCAACAGAAAUAUCAUAUCCUUUGCUGGGUUUAGUCGGGGCUUUAGAUUAGGACGUAGCUCACGCCAGAAGUCUACACAGGGUUCACAGAAUGUGGCGAAAACAGAAGCGAACUCUAAAGCCAAACUUGCGGCCCUCCCCCCUGCGAAGGACUUGCGUCGUCUGCUGCAGCUGGCCCGGCCGGAGAGACGGCAAGUCGUAGCUGCUAUCGGCCUCCUCCUCAUCUCCAGUGCAGUCACCAUGGCGGUGCCCUACAGCAUGGGCCGGGUCAUCGACACCAUCUACUCAGCAGUGGAACAGGGGAACCUGAUAGACAACCUGAAGUGGAUCUGUAAGAUACUGGUGGUUGUCUUCAUCGUUGGAGGAUGUGCCAAUGCAGGAAGAGUGUAUCUAAUGCAGAUGUCAGGCCAGAGGAUUGUGAACAGGUUACGCAAUGCAGUAUUUGGCUCCAUCCUGAAGCAGGAGACGGCAUUUUUUGACAAGACGCGGACGGGAGAGCUCAUCAAUCGCCUGUCUGCGGACACCGCGCUGGUCGGCUACGCCGUGACGGAAAACAUCUCGGACGGGCUGAGGUCUACAGUCGCUGUUAUAGCAGGAGUUGGAAUGAUGUUUUAUGUCUCCCCACAACUGGCAUCCAUCGUACUGACAGUGGUGCCACCAAUCAGCAUGAUCGGCAUCCUGUACGGGAGAUACGUGCGCAAGAUCACCAAACGGGUGCAGGACGCACUGGCGAAAUCCACAGAGGUAGCCGAGGAGAAGAUAGGCAACAUCCGCACAGUCAAGGCGUUUGCCAAAGAGGAUAAUGAGUGUAAAAGAUAUGCAGAGAAAAUUGCUAUCGUCGUCAACCUUGCCAAGCAGGAGUCUUUGGCAAAGGCAGCCUUCUUUGGAUCGAUGGGGAUGGCAGGGAACCUUGUAGUCCUGUCUGUGCUGUAUGGAGGAGGCAUGAUGAUGGAGAGUGCUCACAUCACUGUGGGGGACCUGUCCGCUUUCAUGCUGUACACUGGGUGGGUGGCAAUGUCUCUUGGAGGUCUGACAUCCUUCUACUCAGAACUGAUGAAGGCUAUCGGAGCAACUUCUCGCCUGUGGGAGCUGGUGGAUAGAAAACCAGAGAUAGCAAUCGAUGUUGGACAUGUACCAACUGCUGCUUCAGUGCUCGGUGCCAUCAAGUUCAACGACAUCCAGUUUGCGUAUCCCUCACGACUUGAUGUACAAGUCUUCUCCAACCUCAGCCUGUCUGUCCCUGCCGGCUCCAUAACUGCAGUGGUGGGCUCCAGUGGGUCAGGAAAAUCCACCCUCGGAUCCCUGCUACUCCGACUGUACGACCCAAAUCAAGGUUCAGUCACUAUAGAUGGAGAGGACAUCAGGAACCUGAAUCCACAGUGGCUCAGGACCUACGUGGGCACUGUGAGUCAAGAACCCAUUCUGUUCUCCUGCUCCAUCCGGGAUAACAUCACCUACGGAGCUGCUGACCCCUCAGUCAUCAGCAUAGACAAAAUCAUCCAGGCAGCCAAGGAGGCUAACGCCUUAGACUUCAUCCAAAGCUUCCCUGAUGGGUUUGAAACAGUUGUAGGGGAGAGAGGUGUCAUGCUUUCAGGUGGCCAGAGACAAAGAAUUGCAAUUGCCAGAGCACUGAUAAAGGAUCCCAAGAUCCUCCUGUUAGAUGAAGCCACCAGUGCUUUGGACGCAGAGAGCGAGUCCCUGGUGCAGGAGGCCCUGGAGAGGCUCAUGAUUGGCAGGACAGUUAUAACAAUUGCACACAGGCUGUCUACCAUCAAGAAUGCUGACACCAUCGCGGUACUUAACAACGGUGCCAUUGUGGAACAGGGAAGCUACGAGUCCCUCAUGGCCAUCCCCUCUGGCAUGUUCAGGAAACUGGUGGAGAAACAAACCAUAGUCGCACGUUAAUGGUACCAUGGCAACACAAUAAUAAAACACUGUCAAGGACAGUUAUAUGAAAAGGUCACAGAAGCUAUUAAACACGUAAAUUGAUAUCAGCUCUCGGAAAUAGGCAAAGUUAGAAGUGACUAGCAUUUAUUAAGGGUACAUAUCAGAGGUAGUUUGAUAGAUGGUGCAAUGUCUCAGAGAAUAUUUUAUCUUUACUAAAAGAAAUUAAAGCUAAGAAUUGUGAUUUGGUAAUGGCAGUUCUGGAUAGAACAAAUAUGUCACAAGACGACAACUUUGGAAUAACUCUUAAUCAUAUUCUUAUUCCACGUACGUGUGUUGUUUAGAAUCAUUAGACAUUCCCUUGCUGUAUUUUGGAUUUCAUUCCUGUCUUGUCCUAGAACAGCCCUGGAAGAAUUAAGUACGCAUACAAGUGGAUGGAGACAUUUUAUGAAUUGUGAGGGAAACCACAUUUUCUCGUAUGGCGUACACUGUGGGGCAGUACAAGUCUUGCAGGCCAAACCGUUGCCUGCAGUGAUGACACCAGAUAGAUAUG